Messenger RNA from Syngnathoides biaculeatus (alligator pipefish), 1291 nucleotides. RefSeq names its product titin-cap (telethonin) (gene tcap). Gene Ontology annotation, biological process: skeletal muscle contraction; skeletal muscle thin filament assembly; detection of muscle stretch. Gene Ontology annotation, molecular function: protein-macromolecule adaptor activity; titin binding; structural constituent of muscle. Gene Ontology annotation, cellular component: Z disc. NCBI's taxonomy places the organism in Eukaryota, Metazoa, Chordata, Actinopteri, Syngnathiformes, Syngnathidae. The record is from RefSeq and is a predicted model, not a curated record. The transcript has 2 exons. Bases 91 to 639 code for a protein of 182 amino acids.
CGGAGAGAGACGGACUGAGGGGAAAGACCAACUGGACCGUCGCCACAGCUCGUUUUAAAGUCCGCCGCGGUCGAUCCGAGAGUCGAGAAGAUGCCGGUGUGUACCAUCGUGGAGAAGUGUAACGGCGUGCUGGCGGGAGCCGAGCUGUCCUGCAGCGUCCGGGAGGAGAACAAGGCCCAGAGGGAGAGCUACUGCGCCGACUGGAAGAGCAUCAGCCUCAAGACUCAACCCGAGCAACGGAAGACGAUGAACAUGAACGACGUCUCCCGCAAGGAGACCCUCAGCCGGCAGUGGAAGGCCUCCCCCCUAACCCAGUGGUGCCCGUCCGGCGUCCUCCGCGUGGGCACCGUGGAGCGCGGCGUGAGGGAGCACCAGCUGCUGCCCAAGCGCCACACCCUGCCCCUGCCCAUCUUCACCCCCGCCGAGCUGGGCGUCCGGCUGGGCCGCGGCGGCCCCCACGCCCCCGAGGACUUGCGGCCCUUCCCGACGGCGGACGGCGCCUGCCCCGACAAGAGGAGCGUGGGCGAGAUCACGCGGGACCUACCCCCCGUCAAGCCCGCCCUCAUGGAGUUCUCCAAAGCCCCCAAAGCCCCCAAAGCCCUGGGGCGCUCCAUGUCCCAGGAGGCCCAGAGAGGGUGAAACAAAUAUGGACGACGGGGCGGAUGAUGGACGUGCAUGCACUUUUCGAAAUCCCUUUGACCCUCUUGUUUUGUUUCGGUUUCAGAUUUUUAGCACUGUUGUAGGCCAGCACAACAAACAAAAAGUUGGUUCUCUUCUUUAUGGGAUGGAGGGUAAUUUUAUUAUAUAAUCGUACGUAUCAAAUGCACUUUAUUGAUCGUGUCAAUGACACAAGUGGCGAAAAGCAGAGGAAGGAAGCGUCAAACUGAGCAGACAUUUGACAUUUUUACAAAACCAACACGUCAUAAAAAGUACACAUAGGGUAAUAAAAGAAGGUUGUGUGGUGGUAGUGGAGGAACAUUUAAUAAUUCCACCUUUUGCUAUAUUUUGCUGGCCUGGGAUGGAUGGAAAAAGAUACAAUAUUUCAACCAAAUAAUCAUUUUUUGCUCCUAUUGGACAUGGUUGUGCUCUUACUGAGAUGGAAAAACAUCAAGUGUAAGAUGGACGGAAGCGUAUUGUAAGUGGUUAUGAAAACAUUCGCGCAUGAUAUAGUGUACAUAUAUACAGUACUUAUGUAUUUUUUAGUGUGUGUUGUUACAUCGAGAUGUUCUUUAAUAUUAGCUGUGAUUAUAAAUGUACAUGUUUGAAAUUGUGUUUUUAAUAAUAAAAUCAG